AUGGCUACUCCUCGCGAAUUCACUUUGACUCUCGAAACCGCCCCUCCAGCAGCAGCUCGCCCCGGCCUCCCCUUCACUGUCCCCGUCAUAGUCGCCGUACGACCCAUUGGAACACCCUCACGCACAGUACAACUCGUCGCCAGCGCCAGUCUCCGCGAUGAAGCCGGCACCAGCGCCGCCGUUGGACUCAGCGGCAACCUGACCGCCAUGGUGCGGAGCCACAUCGAACCCUCGAUGAGCGGCUACGCCAAAUUCGCCGGUCUCACCAUCUCGCGACCAGGCAAGUAUCGCGUCCGCGUCAUGCUCAGCACAUCCUCCGUCAACGGCGUAAUGACCAAGGAAUGCGUUGAUUCGGGAGUUAUCCAUGUGCACGCCGCUGCGCCAGCGGCCCAAAGGCCAAGUGGGUCUCUCUCUGUCGUUUUUCCCCUCCUUCCUUUUAUCCUAUCCUAUCAAUCGGAUUCCACCUCCGAGAUUUUUGUUAAAGACCCGCACUUUCUUUAUCCGCCGAGGCUCUGGUUCGCCGCGAUGGAUAACGGCGUGGCAUUCGGUGCCUUGGGACUUGAAAUUGGUUGCCCCUCUGAUUGCCGCUUCUGGCCGCUUGCUGAUACUGGAAAACUCUAG
Penicillium daleae is the source of this 621-nucleotide messenger RNA. RefSeq lists its product as uncharacterized. Bases 1 to 621 code for a protein of 206 amino acids. The transcript has a single exon. Lineage: Eukaryota; Fungi; Ascomycota; Eurotiomycetes; Eurotiales; Aspergillaceae. The record is from RefSeq and is a predicted model, not a curated record.